Messenger RNA from Glycine soja, 588 nucleotides. Its product is annotated as immediate early response 3-interacting protein 1-like. Bases 86 to 319 code for a protein of 77 amino acids. NCBI's taxonomy places the organism in Eukaryota, Viridiplantae, Streptophyta, Magnoliopsida, Fabales, Fabaceae. The record is from RefSeq and is a predicted model, not a curated record. The transcript has 3 exons. Gene Ontology annotation, cellular component: Golgi membrane; endoplasmic reticulum membrane; COPII-coated ER to Golgi transport vesicle. Gene Ontology annotation, biological process: endoplasmic reticulum to Golgi vesicle-mediated transport.
CGGGUCCAACAUAAAUAUAUGAUUCCUAGUAAACUCUUGGCUUCAUUCAAAGAAACAAGAAAAACGGUGCGUUUUUGUCAGGGAAAUGGGUCUUUGGACUUUACUUGAGGGGUUUCUUCUUCUUGCAAAUGCGCUAGCAAUAUUAAAUGAGGACCGCUUUCUUGCACCUAGAGGAUGGGGCUUCCAAGAUUUCUCAGGUGGAAGGACUAAGUCGUUCAAAGGCCAGCUUAUAGGCCUCAUUUAUGCAACUCAGUACCUCAGAGUUCCUCUCAUACUUCUCAAUUCCAUCUGCAUUUUUCUGAAGUUGGUGUCUGGCUGAUGCUUGACAAGAUGUUUACUUCUUAAGUAUUGCAUGUUCAGGAGUUUUUGUCAGAUGAUUUCACGAAGGUCUUUAAGAUAGUAGGUUUGCCAAAUUCCACUGGAGACAUAUCAAUUGAAAUAUUUGUCCUGUUUUUUGUGACUUUAUUUAUUGCCACAAAAUAGUGUUCUUCUUUACAAUAGUAACAUAGGAAGGGCAUCAUGAUUUUCAAUUCAGAGUUGUAUUCAAUUUAUUGAGUAUCAAUUAUCAUUUCUCAUUUUUUUUUGUUC